AAUUAAAAGCACCCGCAUUCACUCUUGGCUUUGCUUUGCACUCCACUUCCAGCACUACUUUUUUCACUUUUCUCCACCCCCAUGGAUUCUCUCACUCUCUUUUGCACCGCCUCUCUCUUAGCCGCCGGCUUGUACUGGUUCGUCUGCGUUCUUGGCUCCGCCGAACAGAAGGGCAAGCACGCCGUCCAACUAUCCGGCGGCUCCAUCGCCAAAGAGAAAGUCCAGGACAAGUACGAACAGUACUGGUCUUUUUUCCGCCGCCCCAAAGAAAUUGAAACGGCCGACAAAGUCCCGGCUUUCGUCGACACCUUUUACAAUCUCGUCACUGAUAUUUAUGAGUGGGGUUGGGGCCAAUCUUUUCAUUUCUCUCCCUCCAUUCCUGGAAAAUCACACCGGGAUGCUACUCGCAUACACGAGGAGAUGGCGGUGGAUCUCUUGAAUGUCAAACCCGGAGCUCGAAUUCUCGACGCGGGCUGCGGUGUUGGCGGCCCGAUGCGCGCGAUUGCAGCCCACUCAGGCGCUAAUGUUGUUGGGAUCACCAUUAAUGAGUACCAGGUGAACCGGGCCCGGAUGCAUAACAAAAAGGCUGGGCUUGACAAGCUGUGCGAGGUGGUUUGCGGCAAUUUCCUCCAGAUGCCCUUCAAAGACAACACCUUCGACGGAGCUUACUCCAUUGAAGCAACGUGUCAUGCGCCGAAGCUCGAAGAUGUUUACAGUGAGAUCUACAGGGUUCUGAAGCCCGGGUCCUUGUAUGUUUCGUACGAGUGGGUGACCACGGAAUUGUACCGUGGGGAUGACCCGGAGCACGUGGAGGUCAUACAAGGGAUUGAGAGGGGAGACGCAUUGCCGGGACUCCGCAGCUACAAGGAUAUAGCCGAGGUGGCCGAAAAGGUCGGCUUCGAAGUGAUAAAGGAGAAGGAUUUGGCGAAACCCCCGGCAAACCCGUGGUGGACCCGGCUGAAGAUGGGUCGGAUCGCCUACUGGAGGAACCACAUUUUGGUUACAGUACUGGCGUGGCUGGGGAUUGCGCCAAAAGGUGUCGUUGACGUGCACGAGAUGCUGUUCGUUACCGCCGAUUAUCUGACUAGGGGUGGGGAGACGGGGAUUUUCACUCCGAUGCAUAUGAUUCUCUGCAGAAAGCCGGAGAGUAAGGUGGCUUCCAGCUCUGCUUAGGAGAUAUGUGUAACUUUCAUUGCACGGAGAUUGAUCAGUCAUGGUUAAUUUCGUGCUCUUGCUUCUUUUCUUUUCUAAUUGUGUUUUUAUUUUGUCUCAUAUUGGAUUAUGCUUCUUUAGAUUAAAAUUUGCUUGUUUUUUUAUAGAAAAUGGAGACUGCUUAUUUUGCCUAAGUUAUCGUCAUUGUU
Messenger RNA from Sesamum indicum (sesame), 1361 nucleotides. Its product is annotated as 24-methylenesterol C-methyltransferase 2. The record is from RefSeq and is a predicted model, not a curated record. Gene Ontology annotation, biological process: steroid biosynthetic process. Gene Ontology annotation, molecular function: S-adenosylmethionine-dependent methyltransferase activity. Lineage: Eukaryota; Viridiplantae; Streptophyta; Magnoliopsida; Lamiales; Pedaliaceae.